AUGAAAGUUAGAUCGGGAGUAGUACAGGUUGAAGGGAAAGGAUCAGAUCGGAAAAAGACAAAAGAGUGGCAGCUUUCGUCCAGGGCUCGUUUGUUGCAUGAGAAACGUGUCAGCUGCCGUCGAUUGGACUCGGCGGCCAGUCGAGGUGCCGGUGGCCCCGUGCACUUGCCUCUCCGGACUGUCCCACACCUCGCACAAACGGGUCAGCCUCACUUCCUACGGCGGUAUCGUACCCUCUCUCUGGCGCCAAUGAGAAUAUGUAAAAGUAGGACUUCCAUAUAUUUCCGUUCUAUUGCAUCUAUGUGUGAACCACACUCUCGGCGAGUAACUGCUCUGGCAGAAACGCCUGUAUCUCACUGGUCCCCUUGCACGCGUCUGAGGCUCACGAAUAGAGACCUCAGGACAGUCUGCCUUCAACACGAAGCUGACACGGAAGAGCCGGUGACUCUUCCGGUGUAA
Molecule: messenger RNA, 459 nt
Organism: Caenorhabditis auriculariae
Lineage: Eukaryota; Metazoa; Nematoda; Chromadorea; Rhabditida; Rhabditidae
Source: the annotation of a GenBank genome assembly